CCCCCGCGGCCCUUCGCCCUCUCCCGGCGGAAGCCUGACCCUGCAGCCCAGGCCAGCGCGCACCGCCCGCGCCGCGGACCCGGCUACCAGGAUCAUGCGGUACAUCAGCACUCGGGGGAUGGCCCCACGGGUCGACUUUGAGGGGGCCCUCUUCUCUGGCUAUGCUCCCGAUGGAGGUCUCUUCAUGCCCAAGGAGCUCCCACAGCUGGGCAUAGAGACCCUGCGUCACUGGAGUACGCUCUCCUACCCCAGCCUGGUUAAGGAGCUGUGCACCCUCUUCAUUGGUCCUGAGCUCAUUCCAAGAGAUGUCUUGAACGAUCUGAUCGACCGAGCCUUCCGCAGAUUCCGUCACAGAGAGGUGGUCCAUCUGUCCAGGCUGAGGAAUGGGCUGAACGUGUUGGAGCUGUGGCAUGGGGCCACGUACGCGUUUAAGGACCUGUCUCUGUGCUGCACAGCUCAGUUCCUGCAGUACUUCCUGGAGAAGGAGAAGAAGCACGUCACUGUGGUUGUAGGAACAUCUGGGGACACAGGAAGUGCUGCCAUUGAGAGUGUUCAAGGAGCAAAGAACGUGGACAUCAUCGUUCUGCUGCCCCAGGGUCACUGCACGAAGAUCCAAGAGCUCCAGAUGACCACGGUGGUGAGGGAGAAUGUCCAUGUGUUUGGAGUGGAGGGCAACAGCGACGAGCUUGAUGAGCCAAUCAAGGCCGUGUUUGCUGACGUGGCUUUUGUCAAGAAGCACAAUCUGAUGAGUCUGAAUUCCAUCAACUGGUCCCGGGUCCUCGUGCAAAUGGCCCACCACUUCUUCGCUUACUUCCAGUGUGCGCCAUCCUUAGACACGCACCCCCUGCCCCCCGUGGAAGUGGUUGUGCCAACAGGGGCUGCCGGUAACCUUGCAGCUGGGUGCAUUGCUCAGAAGAUGGGCCUGCCCAUCCGCCUGGUCGUGGCAGUGAACCGUAAUGACAUCAUCCACAGGACUGUGCAGCGGGGAGACUUCUCUCUGUCCAAGGCUGUCGAACCAACCUUGGCAUCAGCUAUGGACAUUCAGGUGCCCUACAACAUGGAGAGGAUCUUCUGGCUGCUGUUGGCCUCUGACAGCCAGAGGACAAGAGCCCUCAUGGAGCAGUUUGAAAGGACCCAAAGCACGAGUCUACCCAAGGAACUGCACAGCAAGCUUUCGGGGGCCAUGACGUCUGAGUCGGUGUCGGAUGAAGCCAUCACCCGGACCAUGGGUCGCUGUUGGGAAGAAAACCACUAUCUGCUGUGCCCUCACUCGGCCGUGGCCGUGAGUUACCAUUACCAGCAGACGAACAGGCAGCAGCCCAGCCUUCCCCGGUGCUGUCUGGCCCCCGCCUCUGCAGCCAAGUUCCCAGAAGCUGUCCUGGCUGCAGGGCUGACCCCAGAGACCCCUGAGGACAUCCUAGCCCUGGAGUUCAAGGAGACGCGCUGCACUCCGAUGCGGAAGGGUGACGACUGGACGCUGAUGCUUCGGAACACCAUUGAGGGCCUGAGCUGGCAGCAGAGGGCUCAGUCCUGAAUGCUCCGGAAUAGCCAGGCUGGAUUUGACUUGAGUCAAGUUGCCCUGUUGCUCUUGUAUCAGGGUCCCCUGUUCUAUGAACCCAGGGCAGGUAUCACAGCACCACUAAAUAAAGUCCAAAUGCCUGCAUUUCCGUAGGUACCUCCGUAACCACGCUGCCCCGGAGAAGUCACACUGUCUUUUCCUCUGAAAAUAUAACUCACCCUCUCCCCUCUCCGUGCCUUCCACCCUGCCUUUGCCUCUGGGAGACUGUCCUUCUUUGAUGAGUCUUGGUCGCUGCAAAUUGUUUACUGCCAAGUUGUCCCUCAUGAGCCCAGAUGGAAAUAAGGGCUCCUGAUCCUGGCAGAACAUCAAUGGUAGCUUUCCUAAGGCGUGUGUUCCCUUCUACCCUGUUUUAUUCGCUCCACAUUAGACAUUACCUCCCCGUCUCAAAGCUUCUCGAAGACAAGAACCACUGUUUAACACAACGGGCUGAAACCUUUUGGGUUUGCCCCUAUUGAUCAAAACAUUUUUAAAAUUUGUUCUCCCGACAUGUGUAUACUAAAUUACAUAUAAACUACACAAACCAUAUGCUAAAAUAUGAAUGAAGGGCUAAUGAUAAAAGCCUACAUUGACCUUUCCUCCCCAUACUCCAGUGCCUUGUCUUGUGGACCCAUCUUUGGCAGUCCUAACUGAGCUUAGUGUCUGGUGCAUUCCGUAACCAGCAGGAACCAGCAUGCCUGUGAUUCCCCAUCUGCCCGAUGACUGUGUGAUGGUUCUCAAAGUGUGGCCCUUGGGUCUCCUCAAAAUGCACACUUCUGGCCACCUUCACAGGUGAAUCUCUGGGUAUGGGAUGGACAUCAUCUGCAGUUCUUACAAAUUCCCUGAGUAAGUCUUCCGUGUGCUCUAAUUUGGGAAACCCUGGCUGGGGAGUUUAAGGUGAUAAGUAAUUUCUUGUUUAUCAAUUAUGAGGUGCACUUUAUUUUCACGAGGGCAUGCUUUAUGGCUCCUACUGUUUCCAUAAUCUAGCCUUGCGCUGUCGAAUUCAGUAGUUACUAACCACGUGUGACUCUGAGCACUUGAAAUGUGAAUAGUACAACUAAAGAACUGAAUUUUUA
Molecule: messenger RNA, 2631 nt
Organism: Leptonychotes weddellii (Weddell seal)
Lineage: Eukaryota; Metazoa; Chordata; Mammalia; Carnivora; Phocidae
Gene: THNSL2
Product: threonine synthase like 2
Biological process (GO): dephosphorylation; 2-oxobutyrate biosynthetic process
Molecular function (GO): pyridoxal phosphate binding
Source: RefSeq, a predicted model, not a curated record